This is a messenger RNA of Pangasianodon hypophthalmus (striped catfish), 11001 nucleotides long. It is a transcript of the gene cep170bb, whose product is annotated as centrosomal protein 170Bb. NCBI's taxonomy places the organism in Eukaryota, Metazoa, Chordata, Actinopteri, Siluriformes, Pangasiidae. The transcript has 19 exons. Bases 1066 to 5934 code for a protein of 1622 amino acids. The record is from RefSeq and is a predicted model, not a curated record. Gene Ontology annotation, molecular function: protein binding.
UGUGUGUGUGUGUGUGUGUGUUACACUGGAGCAUCUUCAUUCUUCAUGUGAACCUGAUGAUGAUGCUGCGAUCCGGGACGCGGUGUCUAUCAAAGGUGUAAAAACCGGAAGUGACAGCACGCGCAUUAACGGACUAAACCUUUGAUUGUGAUGAUCAGACACUGGUGUGUGUGAUGGAGGAUGCGCGCGCGCGCGUGUGUGUUUUAUUCAUAUAAAUCUGAGCAUCUACAGGCCUCCAUAAUCAUCAUCACUGUGUGUGUGUGUGUGUGUGUGUGUGAGUAAACGCUAUAACACACAUAAACAUGGUUAUGAAUAGAAGUUGUUUUAUAAAUAAUUAAUACAUGAUUAGCGGCGCGUGCUUUUCCGUGACUGUGGAGGAGAUCAAUAACCGAUAAAUCCGCGCGCGGUACACAGACCUGCUGACGUCACUGAGGUGCCGUUAACGUGUUUUAAUGAUGAGGAAUAAAAGAGCUGAGUAACGGAACAGGAUUUAAGACCGAGGCCUGGAACUGCGCAAACACACAGUUAUACGGUGAUAUUAAACACACACACACACACACACACACACACACGCAUUAAUCUUCACAUGUUAUCAGUCAGAGUGGUUCUCCAGCUGUGUUCCAGUCUGCAGCCUGCAGCCUACACACACCUCAGAUGAGUGAAAUCAAAGUGUUUUUAUUAAACCUGAAAGAGAAAAAUGAUCAAAUCUGGUGAUUUAUUUAGUUUUUUAUUUAUUUAUUUUCCUGACUCCUAAUUAAUACUUAAAUCUAACAGCAGAUUGUUUUACAAAAGCACAUUAGCAUUACAGCGUUACUGAAGUCUUUCUCCUUCUCUGAGAUUCUCUACCACACGGCACAUCCUUCAUCAGGAAAUGAAAAUGAAAUGGAUUGAAAAACUGCCUGAGACACGAGGAAGAACCCUGAGAGGAACCUGGAGAGUGUGUUUACAGGAUGUUCAGACUGAGCAGAUUGUGAAUAAGGGCACAGUCUUUAUGAUUACAGCAGCAGCUCUUACACACAAAUCUACAGAAUCCAGAAUGUGCAGUGCCUGGUGGGUGGAGUAAAGAUGAGUGUGACAUCAUGGUUUUUGGUGAGCAGCUCCGGUACUCGGCACCGGUUGCCGCGGGAGAUGAUUUUCGUGGGCCGUGAGGACUGUGAGCUCAUGCUGCAGUCCCGUAGUGUGGAUAAACAGCAUGCUGUGAUUAACUACAACGCUGCUACAGAUGAGCACUUGGUGAAAGAUCUGGGCAGUUUAAACGGGACCUUCGUAAAUGACCUGAGGAUUCCUGAUCAGACGUAUAUCACACUCAAACUAUCUGACGUCGUUCGCUUCGGAUAUGAUUCCCAUGUGUAUGUUCUGGAGCGGAGUCAGCACCGAGUACCGGAGGAGGCUCUGAAGCAUGAGAAAUACACCAGCCAGCUGCAGAUGGAAUUAAAAUCCUCUGAGCUGAAGAAGAAAGAGCUGCAGGACGACAGGACGAAGACAGACAGGUCGGAACGCAAGAGUCUCACAGAAGCGUCUAUGUGUCGUCCCACUCCUUUGUACGGUCAGCCCUCAUGGUGGGGAGAAGAAGACUCAGGAAGGAAAGAUUUCAUUAACGAAGGACGUAAAACAGAAGAGAGUCGAUCAGAAGUCCUGAAGGAAGCAGAAGUGAACGGCUCUCUUCAGGAAUUUCGUGAUGGCCAAAGCAAGCCUACGUUCCUGUACCACAGAGAACCAAGUUACUUUGAAAUUCCCACCAAGGAGAUUCAAACACACUCCAAAUUUGCAGAAAUGGAGUUGAAUGACAUUCCCACUAAGGACACAGAUGCUUUACCGAAAUCCACUCCACCUGUUUACCAGAGCCACGCCUCAUUCACCAUCGAGUUCGAUGAAUGUACACCGGGAAAAAUUAAAAUCAAAGACCAUGUGACAAAAUUCUCAUCUCGCCAGCGCAGUAAACAGCCAAGUGCUAAAGUGACCAGCGCUGCACCCACUGAGGUCCAGUCUCCAGAGAGCAAGGUUGCUGAUUGGCUGGUUCAGAGUGAUGUCGGCAUGAUGUCAUCAAGGCGGCCGACCAGCGAUGAUGUCUACAGCACCAAGAGUGACCUCGCGAUGCACAUCAGGACGCUCAAAGGCCACCAUCAUGAAGAUGGCACUCAAAGUGACUCUGAAGAUCCUGUAAUAAAAGGAAAAAGGAGUAAAUCUCAUCACUCAGUCCAAUCAGAGGAAUCAAAUGUGUCAAAAAUAUUGGAACCAUCUGAUUCUUACAAACCUCAAUCACCACCUAAAAAUAUUCACGACUUCUCCAGUGUUCGUGAAGGAACUGGAGUAGAAGAACCUUCACCUUCAACUCAAAGCCAGAUGAAAUGUGGGAAUCAGGAACCUCUAAGCCAGCAGGCCUUUAUUAUUGAAUUUUUUGAUGAUAAUCCACGUAAGAAACGCUCCCAGUCUUUUACCCACAAUCCUGUGCAUGGUGAUAAUUAUUCAGCUCUCAAAGCGAAACUGGAGCGGCGUAAAGGUGCUGAAAGGCCUGCAUCUGUUCAUGGAAAUAUUCCUCCUACACAACAGAUCACGGUCCCUCUAAAGGGCUUAAGUCAUGGCGUUCAUCAAAGAUCAAGCUCACUAAAGAGGGAGAAAACGGAGGAUAUGAUGAGCAAGGGUGGCACUUCCCCUUCGUCUUCGGGCACUUCCUGUUCCAUCACCUCCUCGUCCUCUCGCUCUUCUCCAGCAAUCACCAUCAAACCUUUUGGCAGCAUUGGAAAGAAAUCCAAACUUGCUCAAGAAUUUGUUAACGAGUUUCUUAACGAACCCUCACCACCGAUGUCAGCACCACCAGUGAUGAUGUCACCAUCGCACACUCAUCUUCCGUCUCCGGAGGACACACGUGUAUGUGCACCAUCCUCCGUGUCUUACCCGGCCUCUCCAUCCCAGAUACACACACACCAUCUGCCCCAAACGCUUCUUCCUGCUUCUUCUCCAAUUUCUGUCCCCUCUGUCCCUCCAUCUGUGGGUCCAGAUUCCAGCAUUUCAACGUUACCUCCAUUUUCUCCUUUACUGGGCACUGAGGCAGAUUCUAAAGCCCUUAGAACACACCCUAAAGGCACAGGGGCAAUUCGUACGGAGGAGGAGGACAGUUUGAGUGAUGCUGGAACUUACACUAUUGAGACUGAGUCUCAGGAUAAAGAAGUGGAAGAAGCUCGCAGUAUGAUCGAUCAGGUUUUUGGAGUGCUGGAUGCUCCAGAAUACAGCGGAGUUUACAGACCAGUCAUCAGUGAGCAAGAUGUAUUAAACCAAACCCAAGCUGAAAUCAUGCACACAUCAGCAGAAGAUCUUAAGGAUCUUAACUCCAGCAUCAGUGGAGAUCCAGAAAGCUUUCUACAGGCACAUUCUGACCUGAGUGGACCUAAGUGGGUGUCUCAGUGGGCAAGUUUAGCAGAUACUUACAGUGACUCUGGAACUGCAGUGGCACCUUUAGGAAGUCCGCCACAAGGAACUGUUUCACACAGAGAUGUCAAGGCAGUACUGAGCCAAAGUGUGGAUCAUUCAGAAUCAGAGUGUACUCAGAGCUCCAAAACCAGACGUCUUCUUCCUCAGGUUCCUUCGGCAGGAGAAAAGCAGGAGAUUAACACUCCCUGUAUCCUGAUCCGGACUGAGCCGAGCGUGGAGUACGAUCCAUCUGAAAAAGUUUCUAGGACAUCACAGCCGGAUUCCACUCAGAGGUUAAAGGUUCAGGAAGAUGUGGAUCAUGAUAGCCUGAGUGACACCAGUCGUUCUGAUGAUAGCUCAAUCCUGGACAGGAGCUCAAAGAGUCAAGAGCAAUACAGAAUGACAGCAUCCUUAAUAUCUGAAAACAUCCAGCCAAAGUCAACUUCUUUCUACAUCGGCUCUGAGGAGGGCUCCUACAAAUCAGAUGCUUCAAGGAGUCCGGUUCUUUCUCAAACUGAGCGGGCUCCUUCUCCCAAGAUGCCUCCAACUACUGUCCUGAUACGACACCUGAGUAGCCAUGAGUCCAAGCGAGCUGUAAAGCCAAACUCAUCAGCACCAAAUCUCCAAACCCAUAACAAAGAUUCUGUUCCCACCAAAGAACCUCCAUCAUCCUCUUUCGUUCGCCAGGAGAGCUUCACCAAAGAUCGACCAAGUGACAACAUCCAGGUUAAAAGGUUGCCUCACAUCUCUAGUCAUCCCACUUUACGGGAUUUAGGGACCCUAGGAAGUGAACGAGAAACUUUAUCAAAGGAAAACAAGCAAUCCACAUCUUCUCAAAGGCAGAAAAAGGGAAGUUCUCUUGGACAGGCUGAAGAUUCUCUUUCUGGUGAAUCAGAUGUGGACACAGCUAGCACUGUGAGCUUAGUGAGCAGUAAAAAUGUGCCUGUUAGCACAGUUAAGAAGCAUAUAUCUUCUAGUGCACAUCGUAAGGAUAAAUCCUCUUCAGGUUCGUCUUCUCAGGAGAAGUCCAGACAGCCAACAGCUCGGGAGCGACUUUCAGAAAAACGUCGUAGUCAUGCAAUUACGGAAAACAGCGCAGCUAAAUCUGAAUCCGCGCGUCGUCUCCAUUUACGCCGCAGCACCGGAAACAGCGGCUCGUUAGAUUUUUCUGACAAUCAGCAGAUUCACAGCCAAACUGAAACCGCCUCUUCUGAUCACGAAUCAACAUCACGACCUUCUAGUCGCAAGAAACUCUCAGUGUCCCUGCAAAACCAAGAUUCAAACAAAUCCAAUAAAGCAGCUCAUCAGGUUCUCACUCGGUCCAACAGUCUCUCAGCUCCCAGACCGACACGGGCCUCCAUGCUGCGCCGCGCUCGACUUGGAGAAACAUCCGAUAAUGAAGGCACAGAAACGGAUCGAGCAUCUCAGGGUUCAGAACACACAAAACCCUCCGGAGACACCAAAAAACUCUCAAGAUUGGACAUUUUAGCGAUGCCACGCAAACGCACUGGAUCUUUCACCACUCCCAGUGAUAACGAAUCACUGAACAAACAAACUCACAGCCGUCCUUCUGAUGCUACCACUAAUGGGCGGAGAUUGUCCACAAGUGAAACAAAACCAACCAAUAAAAUUUCUCCAACAGCAGAGAAACCUUUGUCCAAUCACACACGCACUAAUCAGACUAAACACGCUGGCACAAGCAGUUCUCAUCGGAGACAGAAAGGUUCUGAUUAUUCCUCCACGUCAGAGGAAGAGCGUGAUGUCAGCUCUAAAACUAAAUGCUCUCACACUUCAACCUCGACUCAGACACAAACUCCGCAGAGAAUUAUUCCCACUCGGCUGGACAUAGAGGACGAUGAAGCACAAAACGAGCACUACCAGAACUGGACCAAUCACAGUGCAGAGAUCGCCAGGCUGAGUCAGGACUUGGCCAAAGAUCUUGCUAUUCUCGCACGUGAAAUCCACGAUGUAGCCGGAGAUGCUGACACACACACACCUGCAGCGACGGGGUACAGCACUCCACCUGGCUCUGUCCCACAUACACCUGCGUCCACUAUCUCCGCCCGAGAGGAGUUGGUGCAUCACAUCCCAGAUGCCAGUCUGAGUUAUCAAAAAGUUCCUGCAGGUUCCCCGAGUCCAGUGGAUCAGGACAGUGACGGAACCAAACGGCGUCCUUGGAACAGAGAAGAGGUGAUUUUAGACAAUCUGAUGCUGAACCCAGUGUCGCAGCUCUCACAGGCCAUCAGAGAGAACACAGAACAACUCACUGAGAAAAUGAAAUCUUUAUUCCACAAUACCACAGAUGUUUGGGAGGAGAUUGAAGCAAAAAUUAAUGCUGAAGAUGAAGUCCCUAUAAUUAAAACUUCCAACAAAGAAAUCUCAUCCAUCCUGCAGGAGCUGAGGAGAGUCCAGAGACAGCUGGAGGUGAUAAACUCAAUUGUGGAACCUGGAGGAAGUGUGAAGAUAACAGCGCCACCUGCAGCAGGAAAAAAUAAAUCUGCAAAUGCCAAACGAAGUGGUAAAUAACACGUGUGCAGUCUGUUUUAGUCUAGUAAUAACUGCUGAAAAAUGCUUUUAUGCUUUGUAGAACAUGACUACGCUAAAAUAUAAUGCUGUAUUAAAUAUAAACCUGCUGCUUGCUUCAGAGAGGAGACAAACAGAGAGGGUGUGUGUGUGUGUGUGUGUGUGUGUGUUUCAGUAUUGUUUAUAACAUGACCUUGUCCACGUUCUCUAAUCACUCUAAAGUGUGUAUUAUCUGCGUGUCACAACAAGAGGAUGAGUGUGUGGCAGCACUAUGGCUGGAGACAUAAAUUCACUAAAUCCAAAAAUUCACUGACAUGGAUUUUUAUCGUUGAGGCAUUGUUUACUUACCAAAAUAGAACUUACUGUAAGCCUGUGUAAACCUUUAUCAGGGGCCAUUAACUGGUGAUUAACAGGAAACAGCAAAACACACUGGCCAUAGUUCAGAUUUUGGUCUAGAUUUCUGUAGCAGAUCCUCUGUUACAGCCAACCACUUUAUAUAUUAUUUAUGUCAAAUUCAAAAGCAGCUUUAGCUAAGAAUUUCUAGCUAAAACCUUUCUGGACAUAUUUGUGUUGUUCGGUAAUGUUAUACAGAUUUAUACAGUGCCUCCAGAAAGUAUUCACCCCCAUUGAUUAUUUCUUUUUUUGCUGUAUUGCAGCAUCAAAUUUGAGAGUAUUAUAAUGGGAUUUUUUUCUGUACCUUUUGAAGUGACUGUUUACAGAAAUAAAGUUAAAUAUUUAGAUGUCCUCAGAAUGAUUUUUAAAAAAAAUAAAAAGUCUAAAACUGCAUUAUUGAUAAGUGUUCACCCCUUUCUUUUAGCAAUAUAAAUUAGGGCUAGUAUUUGUUUUUUUUAGAGUGCACACUAAAUAUGUUAAACAGAGUACACCUAAUAAUUAAUUUUAAUUUUAGUUAAUUUUAAAUCCACCUGCAUCCAAUUGUGUGCUUGCACAAUAAACAUCUCUGACUUCUCUGACUCACGGCUAAAAUGGCAGAUCAGAUCAGUUUUGCUGGCAGGAAGACCAAAGAACUGCCCAUGAAGCUUCGAUAUGAAGUUGUUAUGGGGGAAAGUUGUAGAAGGUUAUUAAAACAUUGGCAAAACGUUGAAUCUUCCUCGAUGAAAAAAAAUAUGACUCUACCAAGACCAAGCUGAGUGCUCAGGCAAGAAGUGCAGUUGUCAGAGAAGUGUCCAAGAGUCUAUCUACAACACUGUAACAGAACUUACUGGCUGAAAUAGAAGAACCUCUGCAGACCUCAACAACAUCAUCAGCUCUUCACAGAUCCGGCCUCUAUGGGACGGCACCCAGAAGGAAGUCACUUCUGAGAAAUGCCAUGUUAGAAAAUCGGAGAACUUUUGGAAAAAGAUUUUGGAUUUUGUGGUCUGAUGAGGCUAAAUUGGAGGCAUUUGGUCUAAAGCUGAAGCAUACUGUUUGGCAAAAACCAAAUACAUCCCAACACCCAGAUAACACCAUUCCUGUGGUGAAGCACGGUGGUGGUAGCAUCAAUGCGCUUAGGUUUCUUUUCAGCAGGAGGAACUGGAGUUUGUUGCCAUCGCAGGAAACAUGUGAUGGAGCCAAAUAUCAGCAAAUUGUUGAAGAGAACCUCUUCCAGUCAGCCAGACAUCUGCAUUUAGGGCAAAAAUACAUGUUCCAACAGGACAAUGAGCUAAAGGCCAUUAUCAGUCAAGCACUUUUUAGAUUUAGAUACUUUUCAAAUAAUUUCGAGGACCUCUAAAUACUUUAUAUGAUUUUAUUGCUGUAGAGAGUUACUUAAAAAGGAGCAGAAAAAAAUCCCAUUUUGAUAUGCUUAAAUUUGAUGCUGCAAUACAGCAAAAAGAGAAGUAAUAACUAAAGGGGUGAAUACUCUCUAUAUGCACUGUAUAUCUCUGUACCAAUCACCUCCUAAAAUUAUAACAUAUAAUAAAUGUGUGGUGCAAUGCAUUCUGGGUAUGUUGUUAAAAUGGGCAAAAGAUGAAAGGGAAGUGGACGAGGGGAGUGCUGAAACCAGGACUGGAACAUAAAUAGUGCUUUUAUUUGGUGUUUUAGGUUUGAGGUCAAUCGUUAUUAUGAAUCAGCAUUAUAACAGUGAUAUGCAUUAACACACAUGCACACGCACACACACACACACACACACACAGUGUGAUAUAACUGUAUAUAUAAGGAUAUAUAACAUUUCCUGGUGCAAUGUGAAUGAUAUGAAUGUGACCUAAUGCUAAUGAGAGUGUGGCUAAAGCUAAACAGCACUAAGCAGCUCAAUGCAACAGAAAUAUAUUGAUGUGAGUUAAAAUGUAAUAAAAUUACAGUAUUUAUGAAGCUUUGCUGCAAAAAUACUGUAUGAAAAUAAAAUAAAAAAAUACACUGAUGGCAGCAUCCAAAAAUCUCAUCAGUGAACAAAUAUUUGCACAUUUUACUCACUGAUCCACAUUUUUCCAUGAUCCAUUAUUUAACUUAAGGAGCUUCUUCAAAGACUAAUUCUGCUUUAGUCUCCGCCCCUUUAACGCUUGUGUCACUCAUUGGGGAGCUUUUUAUUAUUUUUGCACCAUUUUUCUCUCGUGGUGAUUUAAUACUGAAAUUGUGCACAUCAGUAUUCUGUCCUCAAAAAGCAAAGUGAUAUUCGGACAUUACGUGAGCGUCACGCAUGUGGGGGUGGAGUUUAUCUAACAGAGAAGUCUCAGUUGCACGUGAUUCUGACUUUGAACUCAAGUGCAUUUUUCUUACGUGAUAUCGGCUCCAGUGUUACGCGCAGCUGUCUGACAGUUUAAUGUAAACACAAUAUGUCACAGAGAAAUUUAUGUUUUGGCUAUAAAAACACUCAAAAACACUAUGGAAUGUCAUUUCAGAAGAAUAUUAAAUACAUAAAUGUAAUGCUAUUCAUUAAUUAAUAAUAUCCUCAUAAUGUCCACAAAAAGUUUUUUUUUUUUUUUUCGCAAGGAGAACAUCGAAGGAGACACAUCUUAAUCAGAGAUAUCAGACAUUGCUUAGAUGGAAGAGUGAUUUUUUAUAGAUAAAAUUAUGAAUUAACUUAAAGCUUCUCUGUAAGUGUAGCAUGAGCACCCAGUCAGAUAAUCCUUCAAAUCUUGAGCAUGUUUUCUUUACAGGAGAAAUCCUGCAUGUUCAUCGACACAUUAAAAUUUCAUGACCUUGAUUUAUUUAAAAAAUUAUAAAAUACAUAUUAUUCAUUGCCUGUCAAGUCACCUUUAUUGAAAAACCCUGUUUUUGUCCACCUCAGAGGUGUGAACUACACACAGGUGUUUAAAUAAUCUGAAUGUGGAGCUCAAAAAAAUCCUUAACCCGACUCUGAAUACCAGGAACUUUCCCCUUGAUGUAACGUUUGGGUUUAUCCUCAAUAUGCUCCUCUGAUUGGAACACAGUGACAAAACCAUGUGAAUAUUUGAUAACUGCUGAAUUUGACCAACCCUUGGUUUUAUACUUAGACUUUUGUGUGUGUGUGUGUGUGUGUGUGUGUGUGUGUGAGUGUGUGUGAGUGUGUGUGUGAGAGAGAGAGAGAGAGAGAGACCUACUCACUGCAGACAACAGAGCUCACAUUCUUUUUGAACAGUUAACGGUUAGUGUCAUUUGUAUUAUUUUUCACAGAUUUAAUAAAUUAUUUUAAAGUUUUAUUCUGAUUAAGACAGAUUUAGAUUAUUCAGUUUCUAUUCAGAAAAACAUAAAUUACAUCUGAAUAAUCAUCUCAAGCUGAUUCUGGCUUUAUGUUUUUAUUUAAAGCGGCAGCACUGAAUGAACACAAUCAGAUUCUAACAGACAUUAAUUCUGAAUUUGGCUCUCAUUAAGAUUCAGAUCAGAUUUCAUUAAGAGCAGCAAUACUGAAUGAAUGUAGAUGCAAAAGUUACUGGCUAAAAUUAUUUACUAAAUUAAAUAUUAAAGUUGUAGUAGAACAUGUGCAAGAAAGUGAUUAUUGAUCAUUAUUCAGAGUUUGUGGAUUUGUGAGAAUGCGUUUUUUCAUGUUGAUUGCAAAAUAUUCCUAAAUCCAGCCAUAGAUCCUGUUUUAGCAUUAUUUAUAAUCGGAUAAACAUUAGAAUAUUGUUCUUCUGUUGUGAAGCAGCAAAAAGGAAGGCUGAAGCUCUACCAGGAAAAGAGGAGACAAAUAUUGAUAUUUUAUCAGAGAAUUCUGGAAAAUUAUCAAAUGAAUUAAAAUAGAAAAAAUGAAUCUUAUAACUUCAGUGAGUGAUGUUUAGACUUGUAAUGAUUGUUGUUAACUUUGCACCGAGUGUGUAGACAGACGUGUGUAUUAUUCUGUGAAAAUUAUGUGUAGCAUUAUUUAACAGUGUUCAUGAACAGCAAUGUUUUUAUUUUUAUUUAUAAAUUAGUACAGCAGCUGAAACACCACGUUCUUUGCAGAAUAAAGUUACUUUGUUCAAUUUUUUUAAUCAGUUUAAUUGUUAUUUUAUUAAAUAGCUUUUUUAAAUAAUUUACUUAUCAGUAUCAAUAUUUAUUUAUUUAUUUAUUUGUGUGUGUGAGUGCUGUUUGUUUUCUCACGACUGUUCAAAUCUGAAGAUUAAAGAUGUGUAUCUAUAACUUUAUAAUGAGUUUUAAUGUUCUGUAUAAAUGUUCUCUAUAAAGUGUUUGAGCAGCUCUUACACUCUCUCUCUCUUACACACACACACACACACACACACACAGUCCCCUCUGAAAAUAUUGGAAGGGCAAGGCCCUGACACUGAAGACAUUGAAGACAUUUGUGUUUGAGAUCAAAAGAUGAAUAUGAGACGACGGAUCAGAAUUUCAUUUCCUGAUAUUUAUAUAUAGAUAUACAUAUAGUUGUUUUAAACAACUUUUGUUUGAACCCACCCAUUUUUCAAAUGAUCAAAUAUAUUGAAUUUUUUUUUUUAUAUAAUGGAAUAUUUGAAAUCGGAGCCUUCUAAUCAAAAGUGCAACAUCUUAUCCACUGAGCUGCCACCAACAAAACCACGCUGCCAUUCCAGUCAUUUCAGAGGGGACUGUACGUACACACUUACUGCACUGCUGGUUUAUGUUACUGGUGUGUUUUUAUUCACUGUUUGGACUGUAGAAAUUUCAUUACAUUUACAAUAAAUCAGUUUCAUUCAUGAGCUUAAA